Messenger RNA from Salvelinus namaycush (lake trout), 1841 nucleotides. RefSeq names its product elongator complex protein 6-like. The record is from RefSeq and is a predicted model, not a curated record. The coding region runs from base 342 to 1010 and encodes 222 amino acids. Gene Ontology annotation, cellular component: elongator holoenzyme complex. Gene Ontology annotation, biological process: tRNA wobble uridine modification. The transcript is spliced from 5 exons. Lineage: Eukaryota; Metazoa; Chordata; Actinopteri; Salmoniformes; Salmonidae.
UACGAUCAUGCACCCAUGCUACUUUUUCCCACAACAAACAUUCGGAAAAUGAAAUAGCGAUGAAUGCGGAAUUGUUUUAAACAAUGUGGUUAUUAUUGACAAAAAAAAUAGUUUGAGCUGUUGGGGUUUGUCCUGGAUAACGCUAAAAUUCGUGUCAACAAUCUAGCCAACUUCAUAGCCUCCCUCGGCAGUCUGCGCUAACGUUAGUUAAAUGUAUUUUCCUGGGAGUGUUAAGCGUUCAUAUUUAUUAAAGUAAUUUAUAUCAAUCGAUGUUAGUAUUUAUCUAGCUAACUAGGUAGCUAUAAGAUAGCAACUCACCAGAAGACAUUCCAAAGAUUCGUAUGAGAAGUCGUCAUCCCUUCUCAAGAUGUUUGCAGAGCUCAACAGUAUUCUCAAUACUAGUCCCGACAACUUCAAGGCGGGAGAGUUUAUCUUGGUGUCUGACAAACAGACAGACGCGUCCUUCCUCAUUCACCAUUUCCUCUCCUUUUAUUUACGAGGGUGUGAGUUUGGCCCAGGCAAGGGAGAAAGGGCAGCUGGUGUUCAUAGAGGGACUAAAGGAAUCCUUGGGGGUACUGCUUCAGGGGGAGUCCAGCAAAGGAACCCGGGCAGUGGACUUCCUCAGAGACCCCAGUUCUGGCCUGCAGGGUCUAUAUGACUUUGUGCGGGACAAUGUAAGGUUGGCAGUAGGGGGAAGUGGUGAGGAGUGGGGUCCCCCUGUGCUCCUGGUGGAUGACCUCAGUGUGGUCCUGAGUCUGGGGGUCAGUGUUGGGGCAGCGCUGGACUUCAGUCAUUACUGCAGAGCCACUGUCUGCUCUGAGCUGCAGGGCAGCAUGGUGAUGUUGGUGCGAUGUGAGGCAGAAGAAGAGGAGAGUGAUGAUGAACGCUCAGAGUGGCUCCUGAGGGGCCUUAUACACCAGUGCAGCCUCACACUCCAAGUACAGGGUCUCCCCACCGGCUACUGCAGGGACAUCCACGGACAAGUCAGAUGGAUUACAUUAUCUGUGUGAGAGUGGGGAAAAAAGAGAGAAAGAGAACUGUUAAACGCAUUAAGCUGAACCGUACUGUGUGUGUUUCAGGUGGAAGCGAGGACAAUGUGACAGGUGGCCGACCCAGAAGAAACUCUUCCAAUACAAGGUCCACGACAAGGGGGCUUCCUUUUUCGCCAGGGGGACAUUCAGUGCAGUCCUUUAAGCCCUCGAUGGAUCCUUUCUGCCUCCCUUCCCAGUGUCGACCCCCAGUCCCUCACCUCUCAGUCACAUGGCUCUCUGAGCUCAACCAGAGAAUGAUAGAGGCCUCUAGUGGCCAAAAGUCUGUAUUAGCAUGGGCAGCUAUUGGGCCAUUGGGCUUCCAACAUUUUAAAAUAGUCAACCUCGUGGAACUUCCAACUUCAUUGGCUCUUCAUUGGCUGAUCCCUCCUGGUGACUCUGUUGGAAUCAUGUCCAACCGGGUCAUCAGGAGGGAUCAGCCAAUCGUGAAGAAGAAAAUUGAGAUUUUGCCUCUGGAGCUGCCAAUGCUGUUAUAGAGUUGUAAUGGCACAGCUAGAAAGAUGAGUCAUCUAUCUAUCUCUAUGGGCUCAACACACAUGUGGGAGGUUUGCAAUUUAGGACAACCAAAGUGCUGAAUUAUGGUCAUGAAACAGGUUGGGAUCAGUUUUGAACUGGAGAUGUGGUAUUGAAUUGAACAUUGGAUUUCUGCAUUAGAACCAACCCGACACAUGCAUUGCAAAGCUGACAUAGGAAGCCUGGGUGAAUAGGUAAUUUCUCAAGCGACAUGGGAACUUAUCUAACUAGGUUGGACUUGUGUUAUACAAAACAAUAAAAAAUAAACAGCACAUUUAA